UAUCUAUACUAUGUCUAUAGUCUCUACCAAAUACGACAUCAUUUCGCCAUCUAUCGAUGACUUGGAAAAGUUUGAAGCGAUUACAUACAGUCGAUUUUGAUGUAUCUAGUUGUAUUGAUCUAGUCGCACGUGCCUCAAAUCUGAAAGGUAAACUUCAAUGGUCUUGUUUAAUAAGAAUAUAAAAUGGGAAACAAAAGGAAAAAGCAUAACGAGACUGAUUACGAAUAUGAUCCAGCUCCUAAACAUUUGCAAGUAGGUCAUAUCAAGAAUCAAGAGAAGCGUCUUAUCGUUAUAUUGGAAAAUGCUCAACUGGAAUCUGUAAAAGUUGGAAAUAGUUUUGAACUGUUGAAUUGUGAUGAUCAUGUAAGCAUUCUGAAGAAAUAUAAUCGUGAUCCAGGUACAUCUAGGCCAGACAUUGCUCAUCAGUGUUUAUUAAUGUUAAUGGAUAGUCCGCUGAAUCGAGCUGGAUUAUUGCAAGUCUACAUUCAUACAGAAAAAAAUGUAUUGAUAGAAAUUAAUCCACAGACCAGAAUACCAAGAACAUUCAAACGCUUUGCUGGACUGAUGGUACAAUUAUUACAUAAAUAUAGCGUUAGAGCAUCAGAUGGACCAAUGAAGCUCCUUAAAGUGAUUAAAAAUCCAGUAACAAAUCAUUUACCAGUUGGUUGUCGUAAGAUAUUAAUGUCAUUUAGUUCAAACAAAGUAUUAAAUCCACGAGAACUUGUACCCACUGAAGAUCCAAUUGCUAUUGUAGUAGGAGCUAUGGCACAUGGACAAGUCAAAACUGAUUAUACAGAAGAAACUUUUGCAAUUAGUAACUAUCCUCUGUCAGGCGCCUUAACAUGUAGCAAAUUAUGUACAGCAUUUGAAGAAGUUUGGGGAAUUGUUUAAUAAAGAAUUAUGAUACAUAUUUAA
Messenger RNA from Pogonomyrmex barbatus (red harvester ant), 915 nucleotides. RefSeq names its product ribosomal RNA small subunit methyltransferase NEP1. Gene Ontology annotation, biological process: rRNA base methylation. Lineage: Eukaryota; Metazoa; Arthropoda; Insecta; Hymenoptera; Formicidae. Gene Ontology annotation, cellular component: small-subunit processome; nucleus. The record is from RefSeq and is a predicted model, not a curated record. Gene Ontology annotation, molecular function: rRNA (pseudouridine) methyltransferase activity; rRNA binding.